AGGAAACCUGAUUCUAAUAAUUAUCUUACUUAGCUGUGAUUGGUUAAAUACAUCGUGAAAGCGUUAGCUAACCCUGCAUACGUUAGCCUUCAAGACAACUCUCAAACUGGAUGCUAGUCGAAGCGAGCUGAGUGAAUGACUUGGAAAGCUUUCACACUAUGACAUCAUAAACGACGCCACAGGUUAUGGAUAGUGAAGUUCAAGAAGGUGCAUGCUCGUACGUCUGCGGGGCAGCGGAAAAGCAGAAUGACGAAUCAGCUAGGAUGUAUGUGUCCGAAGAUGAGAGCCUUCUCAAAGCUUCAGGCCUAAAUCUUGAGGAGACGCACAAUGUCAUCUCAGAGUUGAUAUACUCUCAGGACAAACUGAAGCAGCUUAAUGUGGAGCUGCAGCACUCUGUGGAGCUGGCAGACGAGCAGAAUACAUCUCUCCACACUGAGAACACGGCCCUCAGCCACCAACUGAAAAGUCUCAAGCAGGCUAUGCAUGAUGCUGAGAAGCUGGGGGAUGAGCUCGAAGAUCUCCGGAGAGCCGCCGCAGAGAUGGACGUCACUAUCAGCACCCAGGGGAACCGCAUCCGACAGCUGGAAAGAGAGAACAAGGCCCUGAAAGCCCAAUAUGAAAACAUCAACAGUGAGAUGUCUUGCAUCUUACCUGAGAGGGCCAAGAACAAGAGCAAAAUUGCAAAGUUGAGCAACGCCCUGCAGGCCCUGCAGCAACAACUGGAGGAGCACCGACUCUCCCUUGACAAGAACAGUUACGACUUGCACGAGAAAACUAUGAUCAUCGAGCAUUUGGAAAGCUCCCUUGAAGAGUACACCACCAUUGUACAGGAGCUGAAGAAGAAGAACAAACACCUCGAGGUCCAGCUGGAGGAGGCUCUGGUUUUUGGUGGAGCGGAUGCCUCAGAUGUGAAGGAGUCUCUGUCUGUGGAUGGCAACCAUCCCAUGUCCAUUGGAGAGGAACUGGGACUGCUGUCUCGCCCAUGUGUUGAGUGUUCUGAUGAGGAGAAAGUGCAUAUUGAGCAAGAGGUGGAGGAGGAGAAAGAGAUGGAACCCACCUUGGACGUUAUUGGGGAGAAGAAGAGCUCUGUUUUUGAUGUCCAGACCAAAAGCUGGUGGCGCCAGCGAGCUGAGAAUCUGCUGAAGGGGGUCCAGGCAGCUGGCACCUUCUGCCUGGGCUUCCUGUUCUCACUGGGGGUGAUGGCCUCCAUGGGGCCUGUGCUCUACGACCAUGAGGACGGGCAUGGCUACAGCGACAUCCUCUGGACCACCGCCCGCUACCUGAUGCAGCCUUACUGCACUUUCCACCACAUUGGCAUGCCGCCUGUGUAACUACCGGUGUUACCCUUGAUUUACCCUCUCCCACCUCUCCUCACGCCCCUAAUCCUCCAUCCCGUUAUGACGACACAACCCCACACUAACCCCACCUAAUUCAUCAACCCCACAUGACUGCUACUUUUACUACUCUUUAAAUAUACAUAACUGAUAACUGCUCAAAACUUUAGCUCUACACAACUCUUUAGUUCUACAUAACUAACUACUCAACUCUUUAACCAACCCUAACCCUUCUCCAUGUGCAUGACAAUAAUCCCAACCCUAAUUCUAACCCUUUUUUCAUCCCAGUCUACCUUCAGUUUAAUAUAGAAAUAAACUUUGCAUUUCUAUUCAA
Messenger RNA from Osmerus eperlanus (European smelt), 1668 nucleotides. RefSeq names its product protein KASH5-like. Gene Ontology annotation, biological process: homologous chromosome pairing at meiosis; spindle localization; telomere localization. NCBI's taxonomy places the organism in Eukaryota, Metazoa, Chordata, Actinopteri, Osmeriformes, Osmeridae. Gene Ontology annotation, cellular component: nuclear outer membrane; chromosome, telomeric region; lateral element. The record is from RefSeq and is a predicted model, not a curated record. Gene Ontology annotation, molecular function: dynein complex binding. The transcript is spliced from 13 exons. The coding region runs from base 186 to 1331 and encodes 381 amino acids.